This is a messenger RNA of Paramormyrops kingsleyae, 5605 nucleotides long. NCBI's taxonomy places the organism in Eukaryota, Metazoa, Chordata, Actinopteri, Osteoglossiformes, Mormyridae. The record is from RefSeq and is a predicted model, not a curated record.
UGAGCCAACGUGUUGUGUGUACAGACCUUCGUUCGCGUGAUGUUGUGGAAGUCAGAGCAGUAUGUGUUGGAUAUUUUACAUCCGUCUUCGUUUUCUUCUUUUUUCAUUUGAAUAGCGAUUCAGCUCGUUUCAUCGUACGGGUUUCUGCUUUGUUUGUGUUGGUACAAUGAUGCCCGGUGAGAAUCAAUCCAAAAUCGCAGGAAUCGCCUCAGAUGCCACUGCGGGAACCUGUCAAAACUGCGCUGCUUUACAGCAGAACGUGAAUGAAUAUGUGGCAGCAUUGCUGUCUCUGAAGCAGAAAGUAAUUGAUACAGACCACCUCUUAACGGAAUAUGAAGCAAAGUGUGAUGAGCUUCAGAAAUGUCAAAGGGAGUCCAAUGAACUCCAUAAACAGCUGGAUGAACUUCUGGAUAAAAUGGUACCACUGGAAAAGCGGAGCAAAGAAUAUGAAGUACUGCGGUCGGAGCUGGAGGAAAAGAAGAGCACCCUGAAAAUGUUCGAGCAGAGAUCUAUGGAAGUGGAUGUCCUCAGGGACGAAAAUUCCAAGACUGUGGCUCAAAACAUGAACCUUGAAACUCAGCUAAAAAAGCUGGAAGAAACGACAGCCAAGCAGAGACAAGAAAGUGAAAAGCUUAAAAUGGAGAAAAAGGGUCUGGAAAGAGAGGUUCAGAAGACGCAGAGCUCUUUAAAGCAGUACCAGCAGGCCGCCAGCGAAGCUGAGAUCUUUAAGGCGGAAAACACUAAAAUACUUGCAGAAAAAGAAAACCUUGAACAUCAACUACAGAUGUUUAAAGACUCAAGCGUCAAGCAGAUGUGUGAGAUCGAGCAGCUGAACCUGGACAAACAAGGGCUGGAGAAGAAAGUGUGGAAGGCAGAGAAACAUGUGGAGAAACUGGAGUGGGAAAAACAAAAAGAGACAAGAAGUGUGUCCGUUCAGACAAAUUCCCCUAGAGAACCAACGGUUGAUAAAUCUAAAGUUAAGUUGCUUUUGGAAGAACUUUGGAAGUGUGUAGAGCCACAGUAUCAACAGACCUCGAAGCUGUUAACCUUUUCUGAUGGAAUCAACAUCUCCAGGGAGAGCUCUCCAAAAGAGCCACUUAGGAGCCCAUUUAAAAUCCAGAACUGCAGAUCCCCAUCAAGAGGCUCUUGCUCUAGGAUAUCAUACUCUGUCAGUGCAGAGAAGGAAGCACUUGAAAAGUUGAAGAAGAGAGACAGGGCCUCAAAGGAGCACUUAAAUGCCGUGGUCACUAUGGACGGAAGGUCUCUGCUUCCAGCUCGUGAAAUUGCCAGUGUAGAUCUGGGGUCCUCACCUCCUGUGAAAGAGAUGCCUGUGGAAACGGAAGAGGCCAGUUUAGAGGAGAUGAUGGACUGGUUCAGACCUCUGCCUUCUCUUUUAUCGCCAAUUUCUUCACCAUAUAUCAAGGAAGUUGUGUUUGGACCUGUGUCAGAAUCAAGCGAUGAUGAGGAAGAAGCAACAUCUAUUGAAAAAAUGGGAAGGCCUAUUCAGAUGCUUGAUGAUGGCACCGAUGUUCCGUCGUCUAUGAAACCUAAAUCCACAGAUCUUCAGCACUUGAGUUCACUUUCUAAAGACCAGGCUGUUAAGCCAACAUCUGUUUCACAAGAGGAUACAAUCAGUACAUUGGCAGAGUCGCCUAAAAGUCCUUGUGCAAAUGAGUCCAUUUCCAGUGGGAAAAGGUUUGAUCAUCUUGAAACAUUUUCAAAUGAGAAAGUCCUGAUGCUAGAGGAAACUUUACAGCAAGAUAGUGGAAUUCAUGCAAUACACGGUUCUGAUGAGACAUUCUUGGGUAUCCUUCCAAAUGGACACAAAGCAGAAGACCACAAAGACAACCCUGCGGUUCCAGCAAGCACCUCAGAGUUGUGGCUGCAGCGCAUGGGGAACACGGAGUACACAGAUAGCGAUAAUGAUAUUGUGAUGGAGCUGUGUACUCCCCUCAAAGUUUGCCGUGUGAUCAAUGAUCCUCUGGAAGACGUCUCCAUACCUCUGGCACUGUGCAAGGAAGUGGAAGUCAAGCAAUCUGCAAAUGAAACGAUCGGGAUGGGCGAAAGUUCUGAGAAUUUAGAAGAGGGCUUGGCUAUGGUGACAGAGUUAAGGGGAUCUGAAAUGCUUUUAGAGGGUGGCCUGAAGCACAAGGAAAACGGAGUCUGCUUGAAUGAGGUCUCCCCAGGGGAUGAUGCUGCCUUACCAAAUGCAGAUAAUGAGACAAUAGAUACAAUCCAAGCGAGAAACUCCUCUCUUCAACCAAAGCCGAUAUUUACAGCUGCUAAUGAAAUUUCCCAACCAAGCAAUGUACCUUUCAAUAAAGAAGACGGACCUGAUGAUAAAUUAGAGCAUUUAGAAGUUUGUGGUGUGGUGGAAAAUGGCAUUCCUGAAAAGGACAGUGCAAAAAUAGAAUCAGGAAAAUCAGAUGAAUUAUUGGCUGAUGCCCUUAAAUUGUCUCCUGGUCUAGGUUGUUCAUUACAAUCACAAAAGGUACCUGACUCAAAGGAGGCUGCUAAAGUAGUCCAUGAAGAUUGCGAAGCCUCCUGUGUAGGACCUUUUGGACCUGACUCAUCUCCUGUGCAUAUAUCAGUAGAGGCUACCUCAGAGGACUUGUCAUCAAAUAGCGAAUCAUCAGAUGAGUCCUUCAAGCUGCACAGGAAAGCUAAAAUGACGCACCAGCGCACCAGUAGCCAAAUUUCUUCUGAACCGAUGAAGGAUCUGAGAUCUGAAACAAGAUGGAUGACAUGUGAUGAUAGGGAAACGAUACAUGGCUCUCUAAAGGAACACAUAAAUCAUGCACCAUCUGAUGAGCAAUUUAAGGCAGAUGGCAAUUUCUCAACGAUCCUCGAAAUCAAGAGGACCAAAAGUGAUCUGAAGAACUGUGCUAGUAAGGCUGUGGUGAUAGAAACUAAUUUGGUCUUGGAGAAUCAUGAGAUGGUAAAUUAUUCUCAAUCAUCAUUGGAAGGGGUGAAAUUACAUGACCAAAACCACUCUGACAAAGUUCCCUUACAGUCACAGGAUGAAGUGGCAGAUGGAAGUUCUCUCAGUUCUUCUGCAGGUACAGAAUGUAUCAUAGAGUCAGCACCAGAUUUUCAGAGGGGAGAUGAGGAACCUGAUAAAACUGCAGCUGAUGAAAAGGUAUCCUGUAGAAGAUGCGAGAGCAUAAAUGAAACUUCUAUUGGUGAAAACAGUGAAGGGUUUUCUGAAAACUCUACCCAGAAAGAAACAUCGAAGGACUGUAUUGUUCCUGGUCACAUGUCACAGUGUUCUGAUAAUGGACAAGAAGUAAUGAAGGUGAACAUGAAGGGUGAAGAGUCCAUCAUACCAAACCCUUCUGUGCAAGUUACAGAUGCACCAGGUAUUGCAUGGUCACCAGAAUGCAUAAGGAAGGUCAGAUCUGAAAUGGGCCCACCACUUCCACCUCUGCUUCCACCGCUUACUGCAACUCCUACAAAACCACACACUCUUGACUCUUCCUCAAGUUUUAUUCCUGGCAAGUUGUCUUUUUCUUCUCCAAAGCAUGAGUUGUCCUCACCUCGGCAUGGGAAGGUGAUACCUCCUCCUUUUGCAUCUCCGUUUACUGGUGGACCAAAGGAAAUAUCUCCAUCUUUGGCCCCUCAGUCCCCUUCUGACACAAAAUGUGAAAGAAUACUAUCAUCUCCAUUGCAGUUCUGUUCGGCGACUCCCAAGCAUGCCGUUCCUGUCCCUGGUAGGUUUCCCCCUUCUGCUUUGAGUACAUCUUCUGCAUCCCCUACUGCAACCCAGGAGAACUCUGUCCGAAUCCUCGACACGAUGUAUCCUGAACUGUCUGCUCGAGCUCGGACCCUCAACAUUCUGAGGGGGAACGUCACUCUUAGCAGACCUGUGGCCGAAAAUGGAAAGGCAGUACCUGUUCCGGUCAACCAGAUUACAGGUUACAAGUCCAUCAAUUCGUCUUCCACCGCCUUCACUAAAACCGGGAAAUCUUACGAGCCUGACAGUUGUAGUGCCGAGGAGUCGAUGGAAAAUGCACGCAAACUCAGUUGUUCUUCUCCCCGUGAAGAAACAGGGAAAAGACCGGGAGUAAAUAUGCUUUUGCCGGUAAGUGCCAAAAGACUUCGGCUGGAAGAUGGCACCCAAGCUACUCCCAGCAUCGCACCUCCGACUAGGCCUCUCGGGGACCAAGAAAAGCUUCAGCAAGUCACAUCUCAAGUGCCUAAAGAAGACUUGCAGCCUGAAUGCCCUCAGGAUGUCAGUGUGGCGAACAGUACGGUGGAAAUAAUUUCAAAGGCUUUGACAAAAAUCGGAACGUCCUGCUUCGAUGUAUUGCCAGUGAUUAGAAGCCAUCUCAAAAUUGGGAGGAUUUCAAAGGUGCCAGUGCUGAGGGAUGAGGAGCGUGAAGUCAUCCGCGAGUUUUGUGGCAUUAAUAAGUCUUUGGCAGAUGAGUUCCUGUCUGCAGUCUUGACAAAGAUUAAGACUGAAAAGGACACCCUUAGCGGGGACCACCUGCAGUGUCUCUGUAGGGUCUAUACAGGAUUAUGUCGGCAGAGAGAUGAAUCGGAAAGAGUUCAUCUCCUUGUCUACUGCAUCUUGAAAGAAGAUUUCCCCGAGUCAGCAAAGUUAAUUUUGUUCAUCGUGACAACGUGGUACAACAUUCUAUUCCCACACUCGGGGAUCGUGUGCAAUGCCAUGCACGCAGUGAUUAAGGAUCGGGCGGAUGGGGAGGUCCUGGAAUGCCUUACCAAGUACCUUGGCUGGGAGACGAAUCCUCCUUGUGACAUUGAGAAGAUUAUUACGAAAACAUUAAUGCCACUCCAAACGGGAGUAAAUAUGACAUUCCAGCAGCAUGAGAGGCAUGGAGAUGACCUGAACCGGGCAGCUUGGGAAUACGUGUAUGCAGUCGAUCUGCUGUGCACCCAGAAGAAGUGGAACUGGACAUAUGAGAACUUAAUAUCAAAGGAACUUUGGCCUAUUAUGAACAAGUGGGUGACACAACCAAGAAAUCAACCACCUGGCAUUCCAGAUGUUUCUGUAGCAUCUGUUUUAAGAUUAAUUGGACGACUUGGCCAGUUGGGAAUUAAGGAGAGAUCCAUAGUUUCUGUAAGAAACGUGGCAAAAGUGAUCAACACCUUCGGCAGACAUGGACAAAAAGAAGGUGUGCCGUGGGCGGUCCAGUUGGCGGCUGUCUACACGAUUUACGACUUGUCGCCCUGCAACCCUAAAGAGGCCAUGGAGACUCUGGCGGCGUGGCGCGGGGAAACUACGCGGCCCGUGGCCCCCGCAGUCACCAGCUGCAUCACACAGCUCGGAUCCAUCUGCCGACAAGUGAAGUCGUGAGGUCGACUCGUCUGAGGGACGUACGACAUCGGCUCCCUCGAAUAGCCCAUAAACGCUAUAAAACUAACUGCAUUUUAAGCUCAAACCAAACUGCUUGCCGUCUUGCCUUCUUACCGGGCUUUAGCAGAGUUGCCAGUUCACUAUCGUUGUUGAUUUUGGAGCUAGAAAAUCAAAGCCAUGUGUAUAUAUGUCAAAACCUUGAUCAUUUCAGUUGUAAAUGUUUUGUAAAUGUCCAGUCCUCCUUGUUUUGUAUUUUCUUUUAAAUAUUAAAAGCAGUAUCCAUUGUGA